Messenger RNA from Humulus lupulus (European hop), 1494 nucleotides. Its product is annotated as trans-resveratrol di-O-methyltransferase-like. The transcript has 2 exons. NCBI's taxonomy places the organism in Eukaryota, Viridiplantae, Streptophyta, Magnoliopsida, Rosales, Cannabaceae. The record is from RefSeq and is a predicted model, not a curated record. Gene Ontology annotation, biological process: methylation. Gene Ontology annotation, molecular function: S-adenosylmethionine-dependent methyltransferase activity; protein dimerization activity; O-methyltransferase activity. The coding region runs from base 184 to 1281 and encodes 365 amino acids.
AAUAAAUCUAAUCUUUAAUCCUAACCUUUAUCUAUUAGGUGUAUAUAUUUGUCCUGAACUCUUAUCCUGUAACAAGUUCUUCUUCUAUAUAAAUUGAGCUCUAUGACUUGAUUAUUUACAUACAAGUGUAGGAAAAAAAAAAAAAGCCCUCUCUCUCAAUUUAUAACUAACAAAUUGAGCUCUAUGAAUUUGAUCUUGGGUGAUGGGGAAGUGAGCUCUAGCGAGCUUCUUCAAGCUCAAGAGCUUGUAUUCAACUGUUCACUCAGCUUCAUAAAGCCCAUGUCAUUAAAAUGUGCCAUUGAUUUAGGUAUCCCAGAUAUCAUCCACAACCAUGGCCAACCCAUUACACUAUCCAAUCUCAUUUCCUCCCUUCCUAUCCACCCUUCAAAAGCUCAUUUCAUUCAUCGCCUUAUGCGAAUCCUUGUUCAUUUUGGCUUUUUCUCAACACAACCACAAGAAGAAAAAAAGGAAGAAGAGACAUACUCCCUCACACUUGCUUCUAGGCUUCUCUUAAAAGAUAGUCCUUUUAGGGCUACACCAUUUUGUCUCAUCCCACUCAAUCCACUUUUUCUUACCCCAUGGCAUUUCUUGAGCACUUGGUUACAAAAAGGCGAUGAUGAUCCGACGCCGUUUGAGAUGGUGAAUGGGAUGAAUUUUUGGGAUGGCGUAGGUAAUGAUCCGAUGGCUAAGUGCAUGUUUACGGAAGCCAUGACCAGUGACUCCCAUCUAAUGUCGAAAGUGAUUGUGGAAGAGGGCAAAGAGGUGUUUCAAGGGUUAAGUUCGUUGGUGGAUGUGGGAGGUGGCGCAGGUAUUAUGGCCAAGGCCAUAGCCAAUGCCUUCACUAACAUUAAAUGCACUGUGCUUGAUCUUCCAUAUAUUGUUGCUGAUUUGAAGGGAACACACAACUUGAACUUUGUUGAAGGAGAUAUGUUUAAGAAAGUACCUACUGCAAAUGCUGUUUUGCUCAAGUGGAUUUUGCAUGACUGGAGUGAUGAAGAGGCUGUGAUUAUAUUAAAGAACUGUCGAGAAGCCAUUUGGAGCAAAGACAAAGGAGGGAAAGUGAUAGUGAUUGAUAUGAUUAUUGAUGAGAGCCCAAAGUUGGAGUCAAAGUCAGCUGAAACUCAACUCUAUUUUGAUAUGGUAAUGAUGAUCAACGUCACCGGCAGAGAACGUAAUAGAAAAGAAUGGGAAAACCUCUUCUUGGUUGCUGGAUUUAGCCAUUACAAGAUAACUACAAUUGAGGGACAGGGACUUAGAUCUAUCAUUGAAGUUUAUCCUUAAGAAGUAUAGACAUUUAAGUAUUUCAUUAUGUUAUGUUGUGUUUAUUUAUAUAUAUAUAUAUAUAUAUAUAUAUUAUAAGGUUUGGGUAUGCAAUAAUAAAUAUAUUUUACAAGAGGUGUAUCAACAAACAAUAUAUGGUCAAUUCAUAUGUAUGUUCUAUGUCUUAAUAACUGAUGUAGGACUAUCUUUUCAAUAACUUUAUCUAGCAAUAUU